CAUUAGGAAAAUGAGUACACAUCAUGGUAGAAGAACGUCCCUGGUCAGGGCGAAGACGUCCAUAGGACUUAAAACUUCCCAUCAAGAAUGCAUGGAGAGUGUCUCCGAGUUGUUGGUAGCCCUGGAGAAGGAACGACAGAUGGAGCAGGUCAUGAUGAAGUCCGUGGAGCAGUGGACAGAGAUCGUGGACGAAAUAACCACCAGUAUGGACUCGGCCACGCCCAGCGAGACUGAGUGGAAAAACAGAUUCCAUUAUCAACGAUUAUUCAACGAGAUGCUCACUCAGGAAAUCGGUCACAUAAAAACUGAACUAUACAUGCUCGGGCAAGGUCGUACGGGUAUGACACUUCCGGUGACGGAACAUGCGCAGUCUAAGUCACCACGUUCCAAUCACCAUCGAGAAAGUCAGACCUACAUCAAAUGCCUACAGGAAAAGUUAAAGUCACUUGAAAGUUUAUACAACAUGUACGAACACCAGCGUGACGACGCAUCACGUGAUUAUCACCGCCUGAAGGAGGAAAUCAACAAGAUCGUCAAGGACGUCGCGUUCAAGCAGAGGACCAGGAUCACGAGUCAAGAAGAAUGGGAUAAGAAGGAAAUAGCUAGGCCAAAAAACGCGGGAAAAACAUUACCGCCACUGAAGGGUACACUUCGUAACAAAACAUCAUACCUAAAACUCCAUGAAGUCAAGUCAGGGACAAGUAAAAUCGCAGAUAAAGGAAAAUCUAGUCAUAUGUGGAAAGGAGCAGGAAAGCUGCCUCCGGUCAAUAACACCAGACGUAACAAAAAAGAUAAGAAUAUUUCUUCUGAUAAAUCCAAAAGACCACAAGGUGUUCAAGAGAAGUGGACAAAUGUCAGCAAAGCAGACGUUCUACCUCCCAUAGAUAAAGCCAAUUGCAACAGGGAAGUUAAUAAAUCUAAACUCAAAGGACACGGACAGAGAGAUAAAUCCUUACUUACAGAUCCUAAACUACCGUCUAUGAGAAUGAAGAGAAUUGCCAGUCUGAAAACAGACAGUGACGGCGUGACUUCAGCAGCUAUCAGGAAAGAGAGAGUUCGUGGUGGCGUCAGGGAAACAGACACAGGUACUCAUGAAGGCUAUGUAUGUCACGUGGAUGACCAGAGGGCUGGAUCUUCAUGUAAUGAAGACAUAACACAGGCGGGGAUAAUGACCGGAUACAAUACAAAGAAGUCGAUAGGGGAACGAUCGGAGAGAAACAGAGAGGGCUGUGUGGAAAACAAAUGCGGUACAUCUAUAGUAAAUAACGACGAUAAUAUGUGUAGUUUGGGCCGGAAGUCGCCAACGUCGACGACUGUCAAGUCACCUUUCAGAAAAUCCGAAAUAGAGGUUUUAAAUGGAGAAAACAUGUUAGUAUCUAACCAAUCUCUACAUCAGAAAGAAACAAGGUCUUUAUCAAAAGAGCACAACAACAUACCAACCAGAUGAUAACCAACAACACGAGUUACUACCUGUAGGCAAUAUUAGUCCAAAGCUUCCCAGAAAGAGAAUCAAAACGGCUUUGGUGCGAUCCAACAGUAAAGGUUGCAAUGAAGGUGAUGGUAAUAUGGAUGUGCCACCAUGUCGACUUGGGAUAACCCCGUCAGGUCACGAGAAUCAAAUAAGUGUGGUUUACAAAGAGUCAAAGUCUCCCUUAGAUAUUACCACUGAUGACAAAGUAUACAUGGCCGAGGACACUCCGGACACAGGGGCAGGGCGGUCCAAUGUAGAUGAAAUUAUGCUCAUGGCUGAGGACAAUUUAAAUACCAGGAAAGAACGAGAAAAUUCAGAACAGAAUCCAGAAAACGAUAACAGAAGUCCAAAGUCCAAAGGAAAGUCGGUCACCAUCAACGA
Molecule: messenger RNA, 1852 nt
Organism: Pecten maximus
Lineage: Eukaryota; Metazoa; Mollusca; Bivalvia; Pectinida; Pectinidae
Exons: 3
Coding region: 11-1447 (478 amino acids)
Source: RefSeq, a predicted model, not a curated record